Pelobates fuscus (common spadefoot toad) is the source of this 2874-nucleotide messenger RNA. It is a transcript of the gene EPB41L4A, whose product is annotated as erythrocyte membrane protein band 4.1 like 4A. The coding region runs from base 93 to 2141 and encodes 682 amino acids. Lineage: Eukaryota; Metazoa; Chordata; Amphibia; Anura; Pelobatidae. Gene Ontology annotation, molecular function: cytoskeletal protein binding. Gene Ontology annotation, cellular component: cytoskeleton. The transcript is spliced from 23 exons. The record is from RefSeq and is a predicted model, not a curated record.
AGGCUGAGUGGGAGCCGGGGAGCCGGGGAGCGCUGCGCGGGGCCGAACCGCACUCACUGUCCGCCAGCCGGGCUGGGCCGGGGCCAGCAGGGAUGGGGUGCUUCUGUGCGGUCCCGGAGGAAUUCUACUGUGAAGUUUUACUGCUGGACGAAUCCAAGCUACCGCUCACUACCCAGCAGCAAGGGGUGAAGAAAUCCACGAAAGGCUCCGUCGUCCUGGACUACGUGUUCCAUCACCUAAACCUUGUGGAGAUAGAUUACUUUGGGCUGCGUUACUGCGACCGAAAUCAUCAGACGUAUUGGCUCGAUCCAGGAAAGACCAUCGCCGAACACAAAGACUUAAUUAACACUGGACCUCCCUACACUCUUUAUUUUGGGGUCAAGUUUUAUGCCGAAGAUCCUUGUAAGCUGAAAGAGGAAAUAACCAGGUAUCAAUUUUUUUUGCAAGUGAAACAAGAUAUUUUGCAAGGUCGUCUGCCCUGUCCAUUUAACAUUGCUGCUCAACUAGGAGGUUACGCUAUACAGUCUGAACUUGGAGACUAUGAUCCGUAUAAAAAUGUUACGGGUUAUGUGUCAGAAUACAGGUUUGUGCCGGAUCAGAAAGAAGACCUGGAGGAAGCCAUUGAACGAAUACACAAAACACUAAUGGGUCAAGUCCCUGCCGUAGCAGAAUCUAAUUAUUUGGGAAUCGCCAAAAACCUUGAAAUGUAUGGAGUUGAUCUUCAUCCUGUUUAUGGAGAAAACAAUUCAGAAUAUUUUUUAGGCCUCACACCUGUCGGGCUGGUUGUAUAUAAGAACAAAAAGCAAGUAGGGAAAUAUUUUUGGCCUCGGAUAACAAAGAUACAUUUUAAAGAGACACAGUUUGAAGUACGCGUCAUUGGAAAGGAUUGCACAGAAACCUCAUUCUUUUUUGAAACCCGGAGCAAAGUUGCUUGUAAACAUCUCUGGAAGUGCUGUGUGGAACACCACACGUUCUUCAGGAUUCCAGAUAACGAUUCAAGCACGCUGUCAAGAAAGCUUAGCAAACUUGGCUCUCUAGGAUCACGGCAUCGGUACAGUGGUAGGACGGCUUACCAGAUGAGCAGAGACCUCUCUAUCCAACUGCCACGACCCGACCAGAGAGUGGAGAGGGGUAGAAGUAAAACCUAUCCCAAAAGAGCAGCACUCACCCAACAACCAGGUUCAAACAACGUAGAACACGUGACUACGAAUAAGGAAAGCGUAGAAAAUGAAGGAACCACCAAAAUCAUAGCUCCAUCGCCAAUUAAAAGUUCUAAGAAAGCAAAGCGUGACAACAGCCCAGAUACCCAAAGAAGCAAAACAAGUGCACCGUGGGAAGAAAAUGGUUCUCCUAGUGGAUUGUACAAUUCUCCCAGCGAUCGCAAUAAAUCACCAAAGUUUCCCACCCCAAGGCGGCGUAAUCAAUCCGGCAGUGACAAUGAAUCAGGUCAGCUCAUCAAAAGGAAAGGACAGAACAGUGGAGAGGAUUCAGAUCUAAAGCACAGAAGGAGAUCACGAUCACGAUGUAACACAAGCAGUGGCAGUGAGUCUGAAAAUUGCAACAGGGAACAUCGCAAGAAGAGGAAUCGGUUACGGCAGGAAAAUGACAUGGUAGAUUCGGCUCCGCAGUGGGAAGCCGUUUUACGAAGACAAAAGGAGAAGAACCAGCCUGACCCCAACCACAGAAAAUCCAGACACCGAUCACGAUCGAGGAGUCCCGAUGUUCAAGCAAAGGAAGAAUUGUGGAAGCACAUUCAGAAGGAACUGGUUGAUCCCUCAGGCCUUUCUGAAGAACAAUUGAAGGAAAUUCCAUACAUGAAAAUAGAAACUCAAGGUGACCCAAUCCGUAUCCGACACUCCCACUCGCCCCGCAGUUUCCGCCAGUAUAGAAGAUCGCAGUGUUCCGAUGGCGAGAGAUCGGUUCUUUCAGAGGUUAAUGUGAAAACUGACCUUGUGCCUCCUCUACCUGUGACACGUGCCUCUGACGCUCAUUGUCUCAGCGGUCCUCCUUCACAUCAGAAAAAGAACGGAUCUAAGGACAGCUUGAUAGAAGCCAACGUUUCUCCUCACAGUCGGGACGGAAGGCACAGUGUAAAGACUGUCAAAACGUUGCAGGUCUCACGCUUACAGACAGAAACUUGAAUUCACUACGAAAUGUCUCUUAAACGUUAAAGACUUUGGGACAACAAGAAAAUCACAAAGCACCAACAUUGUUCUAAGAACAAAAAGAUUUGAUCCGCUGGGACUUCGCCUUCGACUUUAAAUUAUUGCUGCCGACGGGGCCUGUGUAACUAUUAUAAAUAUGGCGGAUAUUUUAUACAAUGUGUUUCAAACCACUUGACCGUUCAGAAAGUUAAUAUAGUGUAUUUGGAAAGCCAAGUAUUUCUGAGUCCUGCUUGCUUCUACUCAUGGGUGAAAAUAUUACAUUAAGAAGAAGAGGAAAACUUGCCAAUUUGUGUAAUUUAUAUUGCCGCCAAUGUUGCUCUGAAAGGACACAUGAUUACCGUGUAAGCUCCUUCAGUUUCCUGCUGUACCGUGGAUUACUGUGUUCUCUUCCAGUGACAGCUCUUCGUACGUUUAAUUAUGAAGUAUGACUUCAGAAAAAGCCAAUCAUUUUUAGGCGCUGUCGUUUUUUUAAGCAUUAGAAGUUGGACUCCGAAUAAAAUGCUUUUUGGCCCGUACUACUAGAUUUUAGGUUGCUGAGAAGACUUAUUGCCUAGAAGCUUCAUCCAUAUCACGUGGAAAAAGUUUUGUUUUGUUUUUUAAACUGGAAAGAUUUUUUUUUUUUAAGGAUGUUUUUGCCCUUUGAAUUAUUUUAUCUUGCAGUAUUAAAACCCAAAGUAUUUAAAAAUAAUAAAAGUCCAGCCAAAAUGCA